Molecule: messenger RNA, 1251 nt
Organism: Metarhizium brunneum ARSEF 3297
Lineage: Eukaryota; Fungi; Ascomycota; Sordariomycetes; Hypocreales; Clavicipitaceae
Gene: mii
Product: 3-methylitaconate isomerase
Source: RefSeq, a predicted model, not a curated record
AUGCCGCCUUCCGACAUGCGCGCUCUGCGCACUCUCUGUAGAGCGCGGCCCCCGGCGACCUCCCCGCGCAGCCGCAGGCCCUGGCGCCAAACAGCUCCCAGCGCCUCAUUUUCUCACCGCAGCUUCCCCGCGUGGUUCGUCCGCGGCGGCACGUCCAACGGCCUCGUCAUCCGCCGCCAAGACCUGCCCCCGGAGGACGAGUGGCCUUCCGUCCUCCCCUCCGCCAUGGGGUCCCCCGACCCCGACUUUGGCCGCCAGCUGAACGGCAUGGGCUCCGGGCAGUCGUCCACGUCCAAGGUGGUCGUGCUCGGCGCGCCGUCCCGCGCCGGCGCCGACGUCGACUAUACCUUUGUGCAGGUCGGGAUCCGCGACGGCGCGCUCGACAAGGCCGGCAACUGCGGCAACAUGUCGGCCAUCGUCGGCCCCGCGGCCUGGGACCAGGGCCUCGUCGGGCCCGACACCGUGUCGGCCCCCGUCGAGACGGACCGCCGCGGCCGCCGCUGGGCCACGGUGCGCGUCUUCAACACCAACACGUCCAAGCUCGUCGUCUCGCGCUUCCGAGUGUCCGGCUCCCCGGCCAGGUACGCCCCCGAGGGCGAGUACGUCAUGGACGGCGUGCCGGGCGCCGGGUCCGUCGUCACCUUGAGCUUCGUGGACCCGGCCGGCGCCAAGACGGGCAGGGCGCUGCCCACCGGCGCGCCUGUCGACACGCUGCGGCUGCCGGGUGGGAGCCGGGUGCGCGCGUCGCUGGUGGACGUGGGCAACCCGGGCGUCUUCGUGUCCACCCACGGCCUGGGGCUCGACCGGGCCGCCGCGUCGGCGCUCACGCCCGCGGCGAUCGAGGCGGAUGCCGCGCUCAAGGCGCGCCUGGAGCAGAUUCGGCGCGCCGGGGCGGCCAAGAUGGGCCUUGACCCCGACGUCGAGAGCGUGCCCAAGAUCGUCCUCCUCUUCCCCGGGGGCGAUACCCCGGACGGCGUCGACAUUCGAUGCGUCGCCAUGUCCAUGGGCCAGGCGCACAAGGCCGUGCCGUUGACCUUGGCGCUGUGCCUGGGGGCGUCGGCGCGGAUUCCCGGCACUCUAGCUGCGGAUUUGGUUGCCGCGAGACCGGGCGGGAUGAGAGACGACGCCGUGACUAUUGCGCACCCGAGCGGCAAGCUCGACGUGGGCACUGAGGUGGAGGACGGCAAGAUCUUGUCGGCCAAGUUGUUGCGCACGGCGAGGGUCCUGAUGAAGGGCGACGUAUACUACUAG